CCGCAAUCCAAAGCUGUUCUCCCCAAGAAAGCAAACGAAGAACUAGAUGCGUUGGGGGAAGAUUGGGGUCUCGAAUUAACCCUAGAAUCUCUAAUUACCCGCUUUUAUUUUUAUAUUUAUUUAUUUGUUUAUUGUUGGUUUGAAUUUCACGAGCGAAGUGCAAUCGGAGGUGUAAGUUAGGGUUUUAGUUGAAUCGGUUAAUUUGGUUUUCGUUUUGUUUUGUUUUGUAAAUCAUUAUCAUGUCUGCAAUUCUCUGCGGCAAGAGGUCGUUCUUUGAGGAAAUCGACCCAUCGGCGUCAUCGCCUGCAUCUGCAUCGCCGCCGGCGCUAAAGAGGCUUCGGUGCUCAUCAUCUACGUCGCCGGUCAGGUUUACCUACUCGCCGCCUGUUCAAACGAGUCCGAUUGCUCAUCUCAGGGGAUUGUUUCCUGAUCUUGAUGUUCAGCUUCUAGAGAAAGCUAUGGAAGAAUCUGGCCAUGAUCUUGAUUUGGCAAUUCAAAACCUCAACAAACUUCAUAUCGGAUAUUCUAAUGACAAUGUGGGCCCCACUGAAGGAAACGUAACCGUCAAUCAAGGUGAAACACCUCCUAAUGAGGGGGCAAUGCCUAUGCAAGAGCCUCACGUCCAGAACAACUUGCCGGAAGAUGGCGCAGAAUGGGUGAACUUAUUCGUGAAUGAGAUGAUGAGUGCCACCACCAUUGAUGAUGCAAGAUGCCGAGCAGCUAAUUUCUUGGAGAGCCUCGAGAGAACCAUAAGUUCUCGGGCUAGUGCUGAGGCAGCGCAAAAUUUCCACAAGGAAAAUCUGAUGCUGAAAGAACAAAUUGAGGCGCUUCUCCGGGAGAAUUCCAUUCUUAAACGCGCAGUUGCCAUCCAGCACGAACGCCAAAAGGAGUAUGACGAGAAAGACAAAGAGGUCCAGCAACUGAAGCAGGUGGUGGCUCAGUACCAGGAGCAACUGCGAACUCUCGAGGUGAACAACUACGCAUUGAUGAUGCAUUUGCGCCAGGCGCAACAGAACAAUUCGAUCCCUGGACGAUUCAAUCCGGAUGUCUUCUAAUAGCAAGUAUGUAAUUUGUUGUUUGGCAAAAUGUUCCAUACUACUAUAUAUAUAUAUAUAUAUAUAAAAUAUAUGUACGGUGUAAGAAACAUGCUCAUGUCAUUUGGUUUGGGGCUGAGUUCGAACGAAGUUCACAUUUGAGACGUUUAUGCAUACAAAGGAAUUAUUGCUUGCUUCUAUUUCUGACCUGGGAUGGCUUUUUA
Andrographis paniculata is the source of this 1258-nucleotide messenger RNA. RefSeq lists its product as uncharacterized. The transcript is spliced from 5 exons. The record is from RefSeq and is a predicted model, not a curated record. The coding region runs from base 240 to 1055 and encodes 271 amino acids. NCBI's taxonomy places the organism in Eukaryota, Viridiplantae, Streptophyta, Magnoliopsida, Lamiales, Acanthaceae. Gene Ontology annotation, molecular function: ubiquitin binding.